Molecule: messenger RNA, 2906 nt
Organism: Doryrhamphus excisus (bluestripe pipefish)
Lineage: Eukaryota; Metazoa; Chordata; Actinopteri; Syngnathiformes; Syngnathidae
Product: paired box protein Pax-6-like
Biological process (GO): anatomical structure development; regulation of transcription by RNA polymerase II
Molecular function (GO): DNA-binding transcription factor activity, RNA polymerase II-specific; RNA polymerase II cis-regulatory region sequence-specific DNA binding
Source: RefSeq, a predicted model, not a curated record
CUCUCUGCACUUGUCUCUUCAGUCAAGGAGAAACUAAUUGGAGGAAAGAAUAGAAGAAAGGAGCUGUUGGAAAACUAAACCAAGCAUAAGUUUACUUCUUACAGAAUGCCACAAAAAGAUUACAGAAGUCAAACGAGCUGGGAGAGCGGCGUCGUCUCCAUGAUGCAAAACAGUCACAGUGGGAUAAACCAGCUUGGAGGUGUGUUUGUGAAUGGGAGACCUUUGCCUGAUUCCACUAGACAGAAGAUAGUGGAACUGGCCCACAGUGGGGCUCGACCAUGCGACAUAUCCAGAAUUCUACAGGUGUCUAAUGGCUGCGUGAGUAAGAUCUUAGGCCGGUAUUACGAGACAGGUUCCAUCCGUCCUCGGGCAAUCGGAGGAAGUAAACCCAGGGUGGCCACUCCAGAAGUCGUGGGCAAAAUCGCUCUGUACAAACGAGAGUGUCCAUCGAUCUUCGCAUGGGAGAUCAGAGACAGGCUGUUGGCAGAGGGAGCCUGCACUAAUGACAACAUACCAAGCGUUUCUUCGAUAAACCGAGUGCUCAGGAACCUGGCCAGUGACAAGCAGCAAAUAGGCACCGAAGGAAGUGAGGCCAUGUUUGAAAAGCUCAAAAUCCUUCAUGGUCAAGCCUCCUGGACAGGGCGCAAUGGCUGGUACGCUGGUUCCACACUCGGUGCCACUGAAUGUCCACAGACGGAAGGAACGGAAAACACAAUCUCAGCGAGCUCCAACAGUGACGAUCCAGAGGAGACUCAAAUCAGGCUUCAACUGAAGAGGAAACUGCAAAGAAACCGGACCUCGUUCACACAGGACCAGAUAGAAGCACUUGAGAAAGAAUUUGAAAGGACUCAUUAUCCAGAUGUGUUUGCACGAGAGCGUCUUGCCAACAAAAUAGACCUACCAGAAGCACGGAUACAGGUUUGGUUUUCCAACAGAAGAGCAAAGUGGAGACGGGAGGAGAAGUUGAGAAAUCAACGGCGCCAAGCGUCCAACCCCUCCAGCCAAAUUCCCAUCAGCAGUAGUUUUAAUGCCAGUGUUUACCAACCUCUACCCCAAACUACAACACCAGUGUCCUUCUCCUCGGGAUCUAUGUUGGGGAGGUCUGACUCCGCCCUGUCCAGCAGCUACAGCCUACAGCCCAUGCCAAACUUUAGCAUGGCAGCCAGCCUACCCAUGCAAGCAUCUAGUCACACAUCUUACUCAUGCAUGCUGCCCACCAGCUCAGGUGCCAAUGGAAGAAGUUAUGAGACCUACACUCCUCCGCACAUGCAACCACACAUGAACAAUCAGUCCCUGACCUCGUCUACAUCAUCAACAGGUCUGAUUUCUCCUGGAGUCUCAGUUCCAGUCCAAGUUCCAGGAAGUGAAACAGACAUGUCACAGUACUGGCCACGUCUGCAGUAAUGUCUUGUAGAAACACUCGUGUGGCAUAUUCUCACUUCAUAAGUCAAAUUUCAGAUGGAAAUUUUUAUGGCAAAAUGGUAUACAUUGUAACUUCACUUUUGAGAAAAGUGCGAGUUUGGGAAUGGUUCAGAUUGAAGGACAGCCACAGUACUUAAAGGGGACCUAUUAUGCUUCUUCCACUUUUCUGACCUCUAAAUGAAAUUGGAAUGUAGUAUUUUUGUGUUAAACAACGGCAAAGUUUCAAAUAAUGAGGUUUGUGCAUUUUUGGAUGAGCCCUGAAAGAAGUUUGGAAUGGCUCAAAACGCUCGAUUCCAGAGGGUGUUGCAAAACUGUUCCUUUGUGAUGUCACAGGAGAGCGGGCGUCCUUAUUGGGCGUGACUCUCUGCCCUCCCCCAAGCUCUGCUUCUCUGUCGACGUUGCUCGCAAUGGCUUGUAAUGUAAAAAUCCACAUUUGUUUCCAAUUCCUAAAGAUGCCACCAUCAGGCACAAGCGGUUGAACUUCCUGAUUCCCUACCAGCAAAACAAAUCGGGCAUUUUAAUCUGUCAACGGCAUUUCCCACUGGACUGCUUAGUGAACAUGGGCCACUAUGCAGCUGGACUAGCCCACAAACUUUCCAAUAUAACUUGGUCGUGGAGAAGAGUCAGAAGAGUAAGCAGUUAGUAAAAAGUCAUGCAGCAAAAGCGCUUCUCUCGGUAGCAGUAUAGAGUGUGCAAGUUCCAAGUUUUUUAAAACACUGGUAGUCCCGCAAAAAAUGUGUAAUGACCAUGAGACACUACUGAUGUUGUAGAAAACCUAAUGCUAAAUGCUAAAGCUACUUCCCAUUGAGAGACUUCUUGAAGUAGCCUCUUUUGUUCGGACUAUCCGGUCGCUACUUCUAGAUCGCAACUCCGAAAUAGUUGGGUUCACAGCAAGUGGCACAACAAGUCCUUCUAAGCACUCGGGGGUGCGACCAACCACAGCGGAGUGGGCGUGCCUGGAGGCGGGCCGUGGGUGGAAUACAAUAAAACAGACCGUUUUCGCUGGAAGCAUAAAAUCCAAAGAAAUACAGCUGAAUAGGUGCAGAUUCUGGAAUGACUAGAAAGCUUUUUGUGCUGGUUAUUGUGUGUAGCUGCUCUAUGGGAGUCCACAACUCAUUACAAAGGGCCAAAAAAUGAGCAUGAUAGGUCCCCUUUAAUGGUCAAUAUCAACCAUGGUAACUAACAACUUUCUCACUACGUCAAGGGAAGAGUGAACCAUUCUUUGGUAACAAAGACACAAAUUGCCCAAAGGCCAUUUUACCACCAAAAAUAAUCCAACCCGAAGAUGUGAACAGAACAAAUGUCUGCUCUGAACGUGUUUCAUUGGCAGGUUUCAAAACCUAGCAAUGUGUACAGAAUUUCAUAAUCUAGUGAGGUGUUUGCUAUUGUAAAAACCGUGACAGGCACUGCUGACUCCCCCCCCCCCGUUCUAAUUCCAAUACUCUGAUCUCCAAAUCAGUAAACCAAAUUCAUAUGAGCUGAAA